Messenger RNA from Pyrus x bretschneideri (Chinese white pear), 1440 nucleotides. RefSeq names its product putative lipoate-protein ligase A. NCBI's taxonomy places the organism in Eukaryota, Viridiplantae, Streptophyta, Magnoliopsida, Rosales, Rosaceae. The coding region runs from base 363 to 1196 and encodes 277 amino acids. The transcript has 4 exons. Gene Ontology annotation, biological process: protein modification process. Gene Ontology annotation, cellular component: mitochondrion. The record is from RefSeq and is a predicted model, not a curated record.
UUUGAUUUCCAUAUUGUUAAUUGUAUGUUAUUUUUUUCCUUCCCAUUUGACAUAGUCCGAUUGCGUUUUAAUUGUCAGAUUGUGUGGCUAAGAAGAAACACAGAUUCAUCUUUUUAUUAUCGUUUUUUUAUAAAAAAGAUUUCGGAAUUUGUACUGUGAAUGUGUGUGCGUGUGUGUAUAUAUAUUAUAUUUAUAUCUUGGUCAGAGGGGAAAUAAGCAAAACCCAGUUGCAUGCUGUUACCCAAUUUGUAUUUGCAAUCAAAGAUGGAAGCUUUUCUGAUGAAUUUUCACAGUUUAAUUAGCUAAAAAAAUGUUCAGUUUCAUUUUCUGUGUGUGAUUUUUGUUUCUGUGGAUGUGUUUUGAUGGAUAGGAUGGUUUCAUUGACUAUUCCUCAAGGAAGAAACUUUGGGCUUCCAUUCAUGAACCUUGUUAGGUUAAAGGGAAUUCCCAUUCUCCAACAGCUUCAUUUAGAGGAGCAAUUGCUUCGGACCUCGUCCGAUAAUUGGUGCAUUAUAAAUGAUGGAACUAAUGAUCCUGCUAUUGUCAUGGGUGUUUCGGGAAAACCUGCAGAGCUUCUUGAAAUUGAUUUGGUGUUACGAGACCAGAUUCCCGUCAUUAGAAGGUUUACUGGAGGUGGUACUGUUACUGUUGAUCAGAAUACCCUAUUUGUCACUUUCUUAUGCAACAAGGAUGCGGUUCCUGGCUUGCAACCAUAUCCUCGACCUAUAAUGUCGUGGAGUAGCCUAGUAUACAGCAAAGUGUUUGAAGGACUUGCUGAUUUUCAGCUUCGUGAAAACGAUUAUGUAUUUGGUAGCUGCAAGUUUGGUGGGAAUGCUCAAUCUAUUAGUAAAAACCGGUGGAUCCACCACACUUCCUUUCUAUGGGACUAUGAGGUUAGGAACAUGGCAUACCUGAAGCAUCCAAAACGGGUUCCUGAAUAUCGAUUGGCAAGAGACCAUUUAGAAUUCAUAUGCCGCAUGAAAGACUACAUCCCAAGAUCAGUUUUUCUUGAGAAAACAGUUGAGGCACUCGGAACCCAAUUCUCCGUGAGACCCGAACAGUCGGACACCUUUGAAGCUACCUCGAAUACAAAGUUUGUACCCUCAACUAGACUUUUGACAAGGCAGGAAUUAGAGGAAGCUGCAGCUUUUGACUCUCAAGCUGAGAGAAAUCUCACUCAAUCAUUGUCAUUGUAAUGAAACUGUGAAUGCUAAGAAAGACUCUCAAAGGGGAACUCUCUGCCACAUUAUGUUUUUGACGCAAUGUUUUAUAAUGUUGGCACGAGAAUUAAUGUUAAACUGUGAGAUAACACAUAGUCUAUAAAGCUUCUCACAGAGUCUCGUUAACAUUUCUUUUGAUUAUUCAUUAAAAAAUUUCAAUAAAUGUAACCCUUUUUUAUUCAAUCAAAACAAAAGCUAUACACCUUUUUGCACAACGAGA